Messenger RNA from Enterobius vermicularis (human pinworm), 1482 nucleotides. The record is from the annotation of a GenBank genome assembly. NCBI's taxonomy places the organism in Eukaryota, Metazoa, Nematoda, Chromadorea, Rhabditida, Oxyuridae.
AUGGGUGUGAUUCGGCGAGUUGCAUGCGCGGUUUCUGGCGGUGUUGAUAGUGCUGUUUCGGCAUAUUUACUUAGCAAGAAAGGUUUCGAUGUUGUUGGUGUCUACAUGAUUAACUGGGAUAAUGUAGAAGAAGGUACCACUACUUGUCCGAGGACAAAAGAUGAGGCAGAUGCAUAUGAAGUUUGUCGGAAGUUGGACAUAAAAUGUUAUACCGUGAACUUUGUUCAAGAGUAUUGGAAUCACAUCUUUUCGUAUGCUUUACUGGUCAAUUAUUUGCUGAAAAAUUACGUGGAAGGAAGGACAGUGGUUCCUGAUAUUCUUUGUAAUAAUAUUAUUAAGUUUGAUUUGCUUCAUAAAUAUGCUUUUGAAAAGCUUCACGUUGAUGCUGUUGCAACUGGUCAUUUUGUACGCACAACCUGUGGCAAUUAUCUGGAAGAAGGAGAUCCGAAAAAUGGUGUCAGAUUGUUGACUGGACUUGAUCCAUUGAAAGAUCAGUCAUAUUUUUUGUGCGGUCUGACGCAGUCUCAACUGAAACGUUCAAUGUUUCCAGUUGGCAGUCUAAUCAAAACUCAAGUUCGUUCAAUAGCAAAAAGUGCUGGGUUAAGUGUUUGGGACAAAGCCGAGAGCAUGGGAAUUUGUUUCAUCGGAAAACGAAAGAACUUUAGUUCCUUCCUUGAUCAGUACCUGGAAAAAAAUGAAGGUGUGAUAAGAAAUGUGGAAGACGGAAACGAGUUAGCAAAACACAAUGGCAUCCACCAUUUCAAUAUUGGGAAACGUAUCCAGGUUGAUCCAUCUGUAUGUCAGUUUUCUAUGGGCUUUUACGUAACUUCGUUAGAUUAUCGGUCCAAAACAGUGUGGGCAUGUAAUGGAGUGAAUCACCCAAGUCUUUAUGCAAAAGAGUUUAUUAUAAAAGAGCCAUCGUGGAUUGCUGACUCUCCCUUCCAAAAUUCAAACACUGCAACAGUGGACUUUCGAUGUCAAAGGACUCAUCCUGCAUUUCGAUGCACAAUAAUUUUAUGUCCUGAUGGUAACUUAAGGGUCCUGCCAAAAAAUCCUGUAAGAGCAGCAGCACCGGGACAAAUGUGCGUAAUAUACCGUGGUGAGGAAUGUCUCGGAGGAAGCGAGAUACUAGAAAUAAAUAAGUUUAUUUGCUUCGUUUCAUCAAAAUGUAUACAUCGUUUUGAAAAUGUGAGUGCUUGCGCUACAGCAGGAUUGAUUGGUGGGAAUAAUGCAGGAAAUGGUUGGGGUACAACAGGUACCCCUAACGGCUCAGCCAGUGGAGGCGAUACUGGUAAGGGCAAUGGGUUUGCUGGAGGUACCAGAGGAACUGCUGCAGGUAAAGGUAACGGUAGAGGUCCAAUAGGAACUGGAGGAGCGAGCGGUAACGGUAGAGGAGUUCGAACUGAAGGAAGUGGGAAUGGACCGAAAGGUACUGGAGGAACGAUGGGGGAGAACGGAUUAGCGAUAGGGACUGGUGCUUGA